GGGAAAGGUCUUCUCCUGAGGAUAACUGACAAUUCUUAGCAUGGUGUAUCAAUUCUUUGAAGAAAAAAAGAGAUGCCUUCUGAAUCUCUCACAUUCACUGACUCUUUCCCCUUCUUUCUCUUCCUUCCCCUCCUCUUCUCCCCCUCCCUCCUCUCCCCUCCCUCUCCUCUUAACUUGUCUGUGUCUCUCUUUCUGUCUCUCUCUGUGUCUGUCUCUCUCAGUAAUCACCUGCGUACACUUUCUGUGAUAUUCACCCUAAAAGAUCCUCAGCCAAAGAAGAGCUAAACUCUGUAUUUUCAUAUUUUUAGAGCCUCCUCGCAGAAGGUGAAUGCAUGUAGCUUUGGAGGGUUUGCUUCCCAGGUAACAGGAAAAGAGGCUGCAGGGGAGAGAUUCUGGAAAGAACUCAAAAGUGGUCUGCACCACCCUGACCCCGUCACAGGAUCUUCCAAUUUACGCCUGUCCAGUCCAACCUCACUCUGUUGGCUCCCAUGAGUUCCCUGUCUGCUCCUUCUGUGUUCCAGGAACUUUCCUUUUCAGGUUUCCAGGAACCUGACUCAGAGAUGUCCCCACUCAACCAGACCUCAGUGUCUUGCUCCCAGGGCACACUUAUCCUCCCUCCAACUCCAGGAGUCCCUCUUCUACACAGAAAUCUAUCCCUGUAUUUUCUCCAGGCCUUUUUGUUUCCUUUCUAGCCACCCUUCCCAAAUGCAAACCCUGGUACGGCCACACACACCUGAAUUUUUUUUUUUAAGAUUUUAUUUUUUAUUUAUCCAUGAGAGACACAGAGAGGCAGAGACAUAGGCAGAGGGAGAAGCAGCCUCCCCACAAGGAACCUGAUGUGGGACUCAAUCCCAGGAUCCCAGGAUCAUGUCCUGAGCUGAAGGCAGAUGCUCAACAACUGAGCCACCCAGGUGUCCCCACACCUGAAUUUAACACAGGCUUGGUAAAUAGGGGAAUGAGGUUAGUGUUACAAUGUGGAUAUAUCAUUAGAUCACUUCUAGUUAUUAUCUGCAUGUCAACGGUGUGUGCCCCAAGAAAGAGCAGUUGACCAUGAAGCUCCCUCGGAAACCACUGAAUUCAGUACUAUACCCGGUGCCCGUUGGCCCUCACCCUUUGUUAUAGCUUGGUUUAGCAACAUAAAUUAGCCCAAGACCCUGAGCCAGAGCCACCCCUCAGGGGCAGCUCCACAAUUCAUAUAAAGCUGCCAGCUGCCUCCUCACUUGUGACUUCUGAAUAAUGAUCAGGGUAAACUCCUGUGGACCAGCAGCUCAGUUAGGACCACUCUGAUCCUGUCCAGAUCUAUCGAAUCAGAAUCUGUUAUUUAGAAAACCCUCCAGUGAAACAGGCUCAGGUAAGUUAAACAUCGCUCUGGGAGGGACCCUGGGGGCAGGGGGACACGUCCUAACACUAAUAAACCAUCUGAUGUAUUUCACUGUGGAAACUAUACCUAGAGGCUAUUGGAGGGGUGGGAAAAAACCUGUGAUGGGAACACAGAAAUGUAAACAAACAAACAAAAAAAAGAUGAACCAUUUAAUUCCUUCCCUCUUCCAUCCCCGAAAAACCCAAGAAAUUGUAUAGGAAAAGAAAUUAAUCAGAUGUGAUACUUGGAUCCAUAAAAUUAUAGCUACAGAACCAUAGCAUUGGAAACAUGGAACAAAAGGGAUCUAUUUCUAAUGGUGAUUAAAGAGCUGUAUCCAUCAGGGUUCUCUAGAGAAACAGAACCAACAGGAUCUAUACAGAUGUAUAGAAAAAGAUGUGUUAGGAGGGCUGAUUUGUGGGAUUAUGGAGGCAGACGAGCCCCAUGAUCUGUGCCCUGCAGGCUGGAUGCCCAGGAAAAGUGAUGGCCUACCAGUCCAAACUCCAAGGCCUGAGAACCAGGGGAGCCAAUGUCUGAGGGAUGGAGAAGAUGGAUGUCCCAGCUCAAGCAGAGAGCAGAUUUGCCCUUCCUGUUUUUUCCAUUCGGGCCCUGCAUGGAUUGGAUGGUGCCCGUCCACAUUGUUGAGGGAGAUCUACUUUAACCUGUCUACAGAUUCAAAUGCUAAUCUCUUCCAGAAACAUUCCCACAGACAUUCAGAAAUAAUGUUUUAUCAGCUAUCUGGGCAUUGCUUAGGUCCAGUCAAUUGACAAAGGAAAUUAACUGUCACAAGAACUAAAUCAUCAUCAACUUAAUUGCUAGGGCUUUGAAAAGUGAGAUCUAAAAAUGAUUAUGUCAAGAAAUAGCAACAGAAAUAGGUUAUAGUUUCAGGGCGCCUGGGUGGCUCAGUCAGUUGAGGGAUGGACUCUUGGUUUUGGCUCAAGUCGUGAUCUCAUGGGUGGGGUAGGGAGGUCUGCUUGAAGAUUCCCUCCUUCUGCCCUCCACCCCCCCCCACACACACGUGUAUGCUCACACGCUCUCUCUCUCAAGUAAAUAAAUCUUAAAAAAAAAAAAAGAAGGUAAUAUAUUAUAGUCUUGAGAAAUACCUAGAUAAAUGCCAGAUAAUACAAGCAGGUGAAGAAGCUGUUUCUGGGGAAUGAGAUGUAGAAGUGAGAUAGAUGCUUUUCCUAAAAGCUCUUUAACUGUUUGGAUUUUUAAAAAUCUGUAUGGAUUAUUUUAGCAAGAUAAACUAAUUUUUUUAACUAAUUUUUUUUAAAGAUCUUAUUUAUUUAUUUGACAGAGAGAGAGAGAAGCAGGAGGAGCGGCAGGCAGAGGGAAAAGGAGAAGCAGGAUCCAUCAAUGUGGGGCUGGAUCGAUCCCAGGACCCUGGGAUUAGGGCCUGAGCUGAAGGCAGACACUUCACCAACUGGACCCCCCAGGUGCCCCUAAAAAAACUAAUUUUAAAAAGAGAAGGAACAGCAGGACUGACUGGCUCAGUGGGAAAAGCUGUGACUGGAUCUUGGGGUUCUAGGUUCAAGCCCCGCACCUGGUGCAGAGAUUACUUAAGUAAAGAAAUAAAUAAACUUAAAAACGAGAGAGAGAGAGAGAGAGAGAAGCAGCAAGCAGUUGCCUCAAUAAAGAGCAGAUGAAGAUCCCGUAGGACAAGGAUGAGCGUAAUCCCUGGAUUCAACUGAUCUACAGCACUGGGAAAUUAGAGCCAUACUGGAAAAGAGCAAGGGGAGGCAAGUCCUGACAUUUUUGCUGUUAGAUUUGUUCGUGCGGAGCCCAUCACAUUCCUCAACUCAAAUGAUUUUCAUGUCUCUAAGGGAGAAGUUUGUGUUUCCAGUCUCCAGGGGGCUGGGCAGUAGCAGGACCUUUCCCAUAGCAGCCCCACACCAUACAGGACUUCACACACAGCGUGAGCCUAGAGGGAUAGGGGCUCGUAGACUUUUUCCCUGAGUGAGCCUGGAUUCAGAGAUCCUGCCUUUGGGGGUCUAGGGCUGUUAGUUUAUGGAGAGAUGACUCAGAGGUCACCCAAUUGACACUGUGGCUGCCACGUAGCAUGAGUUCUGGAUACCAUUGCUUUCUAUUCCCCUGGCCUCUUCCUUGUCAGUCUAGCUCCCUUGAGACAAGUAAAAGCUCUUUUUUUUUUUUACCCCUGCCCCCCAAUUUUUUUGACAAUGUAGAGCAGAGGUCAGAAGUCUAGUCAGAGUGGGUUAAGGAAAAGAAACUGGUUAUAGGUAAUAUUUCCAAAAGCCAGGAUGAGAACAAGACAGAAGCACUUCAAACUAGGAAGGGCAAAGACCAGCUGGUUUGAUUUGAGCUGCAAAUUCUAUUUUGGUUUAUAUGCUGAUGAAAAGCCUGAGAAUAGGAACUUCAAGAGUUUAGGUUAGGAGAGGAAGAUAGACUUGCAAACAAAAGACAGAAGUAAAUAUAUGAGCUUGUCAAAGCAAGACUCAGGUCAGGUGUGCACUAGCAGAGAAAGGGGCCAGGAAGUUGUCUGUCACAGAAUAAACCCAACCAUCAUCCUGGAGACUUGGUUUCACUUGGAGGGGGCAUAAGCUAUCCAGAGUCAUAUAUAAACAAACCUCAUAUAGAAUGAAGUACAAUGCUAUAAUUUACUUUAAAUUUAUGGAUAAGACCCAAGAUAACACCUGAGGUGUUUCUCACCUGAGCUGGGCAAUGCUUGGGAGCUUCUUCCUAAAACCCCUCUAGUUAUCGUGCUCAGAUGGGACCACAGCAAGAUACAAGUGAAGAAACGAGAAAUUCUAGAAGAGUGGUUGCACAUGCUUACUUUUGGAAGAGAUUGACCUUAAAUGAGCUUUUGUUUUAAAGAUUUUAUUUAUUUAUAUAUUUAUUUGAGACCGAGAGAGAGAGAGAGAGAGAGAGAGAGAGAGAGAGAGAGCACAAAUGGGGAGGAGGGUCAGAGGGAGGGAGAGGGAGAAGCAGGCUCCCCGCUGAGCAAGGGCCCCCCCCCCCCCAGUGUGGAUGUGGGGCUUGACCUGGGAUCAUGAACCAAGCUGAAAGCAGGUGCUUAACCAACUGAGCACCCAGGUGCCCCAGUGAUCUACUUUUUAAAAAUGUUUUUCCAGGGGUGGCUGGCUGGCUUAGUCAGUGGAGCAAGCAAAUCUUGAUCUUAGAGUUGUCAGUUUGAGCUGCACAGUGGGUGUAGAGAUUACUUAAAAAUAAAGUCUUAAAGGGACCCCUUGGGGGCUCAGUCAGUUCAGCAUCAGACUCUUGAUUUUGGCUCAGGUCCUGAUCUAAGGGUUGUGAGAUAGAGCCCUGCCGUGGGCUCCUGUUUAAUAUUCUUUCUCCCCUCUCCCACCCCACCCCCCAGUUCAUGCUCUCUUUCUCUCUCAAUAAUAAUAAUAAUAAUAAUAUCCUAAAAAAUAAAAAUGUUUAUCCAUAUUUAAAAUCUUUUUCAUAACAAUAAGAGGUUUAGUUCAAAAUAGGGAGAUGCAGAUUGAGUUGCUUGCAGGGAGGUCACUUUGAGGUCUUGCAUCACAUACAUGCAUUCCCAGCCUACCUUUAAAUUUUCAACCCACAUAAACAACAAACAGGAUAACAACUUACCAUCUUCUAAAUCCCUACAGUUCUCUAAGCACUUUACUUGCUUCAUCUCAUUUAAUCCAGUGCCUUUCCAAAGAAGGUAUUAUCAACAAUAUUCCUAAUUUAGAGGUAAAAGGAGAUAGAUUUGAAGAGGUGAAUGAACAGGCUUAAGGCCUUACAUCUCAUUUUAGUGUUCUCUUGAUCCUCUUUUUUGUCCAGUCACCUUUGAUUGAGUCCAGCUCAUCAGUGUAUAUUCUGGUCUUUGAGCUGAAGACCAGAAAUAGACUCACCAUCUCUCUGGAAAACUUCCCCCCCACUCCCAAAGUAAAGGCAUGUGGGACCUGGGGGCAGGCUUUCCUGAGAGCAUUUCCCCCUUCCUUCUUCCGCUGUCUUUAACUUUUGCUCCUGGGGCCACAGCCAGCUCUACCGAUUGCUCGCUGGACCCCCUGGUGCAUCUUCCUGCCAGAUCAGAGAUCAGUACGGUGACCGCUCCCGCUCCUCCAGAGAACCCGAGAGCCCGCAGCCAGCAGCGCAUUUGCUCUUCCUCUGGCUCCAUCUUCCCCAUUUCUUUCCCAGUCCCUCUAUCCCUCUACCCUCUACUCUUUGCUCUCUCGGGGUUCCCAUUCUUGUGCCUUCUCCCCUCAUCUUUUCUCUGUUCUCUUCCAUUUCAACCCCCGGUUUCUGUCUCAGCCUGCAUUGCUCAAAGCGAAUACCAAACUACUAUAUUUGGGGGGAAAAGAGGUUUUUGAAAAGCCGUGGUCCCAAGCCUUGUUCGUUGAUACGAAGCGCAUUCAUGGUUACUAGGCCUCACCAUUCUCUUCUAAGAUUCUCUUGGGGUUUUAGGGUCUCUUUCGCGGCGGCAUGCGCGGCCGACCAAAGGGGCAGUGGGUGCGCGGGUGCCGUGGCUGCGGGACCAAGGGUCUGUAGUGGGAGGGGGCGAGCGGAGGGCUUCAGGUGCAAAGGUCCGGGGCGUUCCAAGCUGGAAGGAGCCGCGGGGAGGACGCAGGGAAGGGUGUCGAAAGAAACGUCGCGAUCUCCCGUGCAUUCAUUCGUUCCUUCCUCACCCAGGCGGGAGUUCUGACGACCACCGGUAGGCCACCAGUAGCUUCUGCCCCAGGAAGGCUUGGAGAUGGCAGUUUCCCCAAGGUCGUGUCUACUCUUCCUCACUCUCUUCCAGCUGUCCAAGCCAGAUUCGGCCCGCUUUGACGUGAUUGGACCCGCGGAGCCGGUCGUGGCGGCGGUGGGGGAAGACGUGGAGCUGCCCUGCCACCUGUCCCCGAACGUGAGCGCCGAGCGCAUGGAGCUGCGCUGGUUCCGCGGGAAGGCGGCGGCCGUGGUGCUGGUGCGCAGGGACGGGCGCGAGCAAGAGGCCGAGCAGGUGGCCGAGUACCGCGGCCGCGCCUCGCUCGUGGACGCCGACAUCGCUGCCGGGCGCGUCGCCGUGAGGAUACACCGGGUGAGGGCCUCGGACGACGGCGAGUACCGCUGCUUCUUCCGGCAGGACGCAAGCUACGAGGAGGCCAGCGUGCACCUGAAGGUGGCCGCUCUGGGCUCCGAUCCUUACAUCCGUAUGGAAGUUCAAGAAAGUGGAGAAGUCCGGCUGGAGUGUACCUCAGUAGGAUGGUACCCAGAACCCCAGAUACAGUGGAGAACUUCCGAGGGAGAAAAGUUUUCAUCCACAUCAGAGUCUAGGAAUCCUGAUGAAGAAGGCCUGUUCAGUGUGGCUGCUUCAGUGGUCAUCAGAGACCCCUCCAUGAAGAAUGUAACCUGCUGUAUCCAGAACCUCCUUCUUGGCCAGCAGAAGGAAGUAGACAUUUCGAUACCAGCUCCCUUCUUCCCAAGAUUGACUCCCUGGAUGGUGGCAGUGGCUGUCAUCCUGAUGGUCCUGGGACUUCUCACAAUUGGGUCCAUAGUUUGUACUUGGAGACUAUACAAGGAAAGAUCUAGACACAGAAAGGAUGAAUUCAGCUCUAAGGAGAAACUCCUGGAAGAGCUCAAAUGGAAAAAGGCUACACUGCACAGAGUUGAUGUGACUCUGGAUCCAGACACUGCCCACCCCCACCUCUUUUUGUCUGAGGAUUCAAAGUCUGUCCGACUGGAAGAUUCACGUCAAGAACUGCCUGAGAAACCAGAGAGAUUUGACUCCUGGCCUUGUGUGUUGGGUUGUGAAACCUUCACGUCAGGGCGACAUUUCUGGGAGGUAGAGGUGGGAGACAGGGCUGACUGGGCAGUCGGCGUAUGUAGGGAGAAUGUGGUGAAGAAAGGGUUUGACCCCAUGACUCCUGAGAAUGGGUUCUGGGCUGUGGAGUUGUAUGGGAAUGGGUACUGGGCCCUCACCCCACUGCGGACCCCUCUCCCAUUGGUAGGACCCCCCCGUCGGGUGGGGAUUUUCCUGGACUAUGAAUCAGGAGACAUCUCCUUCUACAAUAUGACUGAUGGGUCCCCUAUUUAUGCUUUCUCCAAUGCCUCCUUCUCUGGUCCCCUCCAGCCUUUCUUCUGCCUGUGGUCCUGUGGUAAAAAGCCCCUGACCAUCUGCCCAAUCACUGAUGGGCCUGAGAGAGUCACAGUGGUUGCUGAUGCCAAGGACUUCACUAAGGAGAUCCCGCUGUCCCCCAUGGGGCAGGACUCUGCCUCUGGGGAUACAGACACCCUCCAUUCUAAGCUAAUCCCCACCCAGCCCAGCCAAAGGGCACUUUAAGGAAUAUCCCAGCCAGACUGCUUUCCUUUGCCCUAAGGCCUUCCCUCCAUGCCUCUGAAGCACCACCUGCCAGUUCCUCCAUUUCUCCCUGUUGGGUAGGGAUCAGUUGGUCUUGGGGAGGUUGUGCUGCUGCUUGCUGCUGCUGCUGCUGCUGCUGCUAGAGAGUGUGGGGUGUGGGACCUUCCUCAUCUGUUUCUGUACUGAUGCUCAGGGGGCAGGGAGGUGACUCUGAAGCUCCUUCCAGUGUUCUCCUAUCCCCAGAGGCCAAAUCCUAAAGGGAGGGAUAGCUCGGCAAUAAGAUGGGGGUUGGUUUGGCAUGGGGUUAUGACAGAAACAUCUGGGUGUCCAGAAUAGGGAUGUGUAGAGGAACAUGCUUUAGGCAAGCAGGAAACCCAAAAGGUUCUGGGAAGAGAAGAUCCAAGGUUGAAAUCCCAUAAAGUAACUUGUGUGUGUGUGGGGGGGACAUCCCAAAGGAGGACAGUGAGGGGAACCCAGGCCAAGGAUGAACACGUGGCCCACGUCUAGAGUUUCUGGGCUUGUAUCUCCAGUUCCCUAAGACACACCCUCCAGAGUGGAGACCACUGGCACUACUUCUGUGGGAUCUGAGCAGUUGGCCUGGGGGCCUAGAGAAGGGAUGAAAUGAGCAGGGCUGGGGGCCAGACUGAACAUUUGAUCCAGGAGAAAACUUCAGACAAAAGCCAGGCUGCAAGCAUUGCCAUACCCCAGAUCCUGCUUUCCUCUCUGCUGUCUCCUGUUUGCCUCUCACCCAUGGGUCAUUCCAGUCUCACUUUGUGGACUCCACACACAUUUUCAGCUCUCUCCUUCCUUUUGAUUUAGAAUCUGUCCAUCUCAGAGGCUUUACAGGAAUCCACCUGAGUGACUGCACCCCUUUAUCAGCCAGGGUCAGCCUCAGGGCCCCUCGGCCCUCAUCCCAACAUCUGGUUUAAACCCCUCAGACUCGGAACCUGCGUGGCUCAGUUGGUUUGGUGUUGGCCUUUGGCUCAGCUCCUGGUUCUGGGGUCCUGGGAUGGAGUCCCACAUGGGGCCCCCUGCUCGGUGGGAGCCUGCUUGCCCCUCCCCCCUGCUCGUGCUCUCUAUCUCAGUCAAUUAA
This is a messenger RNA of Nyctereutes procyonoides (raccoon dog), 8712 nucleotides long. RefSeq names its product butyrophilin subfamily 1 member A1 (gene BTN1A1). Gene Ontology annotation, cellular component: external side of plasma membrane. The record is from RefSeq and is a predicted model, not a curated record. Lineage: Eukaryota; Metazoa; Chordata; Mammalia; Carnivora; Canidae. Gene Ontology annotation, molecular function: signaling receptor binding. Gene Ontology annotation, biological process: T cell receptor signaling pathway; regulation of cytokine production. The coding region runs from base 6033 to 7601 and encodes 522 amino acids. The transcript is spliced from 7 exons.